CAUUUUAUUAAAUUUUGACAAUGUCCCAUUGUGAAGAAGAAGUGGCAUCAUCUGGUUUUCACCAAUUAAGUAUUACAAUCGAGGGUGCUGUAUUAAGAAGUUCUACAUUUUUAAAACCGAAUCCUUACAUAGAAUUUUCUGUUGAUGAUAAUAGCCCUCUGAAGACAGAAGUUUCAAAAUCCACAUAUCAACCAAAAUGGAACGAGAAAUUUACAGUACUUGUAACACCAUACUCUCAAUUGCAUUUUCGCUUAUUAGAUCAUAGCACAUUUCGUAAAGAUACAUUAAUAGGAGAGAAGAAAAUAAAUCUUUCCGAAGUGUUAUCCCAUUACAAUGGAAGACUGGAAAAUAUGGAAGUAACCUUUGAUUUAAUGAGUGAAAAUAAAUAUGAUUCUCAAUUAUGUAAGGUUGGAGAAUUAAUUACAGUAUUUGAUGGAUUAAGAAUCAAUAUGCCAAAUGUGUCAUCAUUAAGUAUUAAUGAAUCACCAUGUCAAACACAGCGUAUACCUUCUGAUGGCAUUACAAGUAAUGAAACUGCUAGUAAUCGCAGUAUUCUUAACGGAGGAGUUCGUGCUCGUAUGAGAUUACAUGGGACUGAAAAUGUUGCACCAUCUAAUUUUCGUGGAUUAACCAAUAUUUAUCAGAAUUCUAAUUAUAAUACUGAAAAUGAUCAACCUGGUGUUGAUAAAAACAGUGAACAAGUUGAACCUGUAGCAUCGAAUUCUUUAUCAAAUGGACAUGUAAUAUUGCCUGUGGACAAAUCUGUUUGUUUAUCAGGGCGUCAUGCAGUAUCUUUGUUAGAUGGACGUCAAAUAUCCCGAAUAGAACAUGGAUCUACACCUGGAACAGUGGAUGGUAGAAUUGGUACAUCUGCUGAUCAAUUCUCAAAAAUAUCUGUCUCAGAGGGUCGAAAUAUUUCACAAGCAGAUCAAUCAUCGGUGCCUGGAACAGUUGUAGUAUCCAGAUCGGAUCAGUUACCAACACCUAAUGCAGACAUACGAUCACACAACAAAGCAGAGCAAUCUACGUCUAGUGGGCGUAACUCUAAAACAGAACAAUUGUUAACUACUCCGCUUUCUGAUAGUUUUGGAAGUAUAAGAGCUGAUCAAUCAACUACUCCCAUAGUAGAUGGAGGAGGUCUAGCUUCUAGAGUAGAUCAGCCUACAACUUCUACUUUAAUGGAUAACCAAGGAAUUUCUCAAACGGAACAGUCUACAGUAUUUACAUUGCCAGAUGGAUCUUGUGCGUCUCAUUCAGAGCAGUCUUCGGGAUUUCACAUGGCAGAUAGUCGUGGAAUAACGCGUUCAGAACAAUCCACCAUAGCAGUCCCUAUGGCAGAAAGACGUAGAGUUCCCCGUCCUAAACAGUCAACAACUACAAUGUCAACUACUCCCUCAAAUCCGCUGAUAGUGCAACGUGUAGCUUCAUUAACAGGACAAUCUGCCAUGGUACGUGGUCAAUCAGCUACUCAGUCUGGGUCAUCGAUAAUACUUGCUGACGUUGAACCUACAAAUCAUUCCGAAGAACCUUUGCCUCCUGGUUGGGAAAUGAGAUACGACAUCUAUGGAAGAAGAUAUUAUGUCGAUCACAAUACACGAAGUACUUCUUGGGAAAGACCACAGCCUUUGCCAUUAGGAUGGGAAGUACGUAGAGAUCCAAGAGGUAGAAUUUACUAUGUGGAUCAUAAUACAAGAAGUACAACAUGGCAGAGACCAAAUACAGAGAGAUUACAACAUUUUCAACAUUGGCAAGGUGAGAGGCAACAUGUGGUGCAACAAGGUAGCCAACGGUUUCUUUAUCCUCAAGCACAUGGAAGUCAAGCAGCUGUGGCAGGACCUUCAGUGCCUACAGCUGAUGAUGACGAUGCUCUUGGGCCUUUACCUGCUGGAUGGGAAAGACGUAAACAACCAGAAGGAAGAGUGUAUUAUGUGAAUCAUAAAAAUCGUACUACUCAGUGGGAGGAUCCUAGGACUCAGGGGCAAGAAACAGGAAUUGAUGAACCACCAUUACCUGACGGUUGGGAAAUACGAUUAACCGAAGAUGGAGUGCGUUAUUUUGUAGAUCAUAAUACAAGAACAACUACAUUCCAAGAUCCAAGACCUGGUGCACCAAAAGGCCCAAAAGGUAUUUACCGUGUACCAAGAGCAUACGAAAGAUCAUUCCGGUGGAAAUUAUCACAGUUCCGUUUCUUGUGUCAAACCAAUGCAUUGCCAAAUCAUAUUAAGAUUAAUGUUAAUCGACAAACACUGUUUGAAGAUUCUUAUCAUCAAAUAAUGAAUGCAGAAGCUUUUGCAUUGAGGCGCAGAUUAUAUAUAAUAUUUAAAGGGGAGGAAGGACUGGAUUAUGGAGGUGUAUCAAGAGAGUGGUUUUUCUUGUUAAGCCACGAAGUGCUGAACCCAAUGUACUGCCUAUUUGAAUAUGCCAAUAAAAGUAAUUACAGCUUGCAAAUUAAUCCAGCAUCUUAUGUCAAUCCUGACCAUUUACAAUACUUUAAAUUUAUCGGAAGGUUUAUAGCAAUGGCUCUUUACCAUGGACGGUUUAUUUAUAGUGGCUUCACUAUGCCGUUUUACAAACGUAUGUUAAACAAAAAAUUAGUAAUGAAAGAUAUAGAAUCUAUUGACCCAGAAUUCUACAAGUCUCUUGUGUGGAUAAAAGAAAAUAAUAUUGACGACUGUGGCCUCGAAUUGUAUUAUAGUGUUGAUUUUGAAAUUCUUGGUCAAGUCAUACACCAUGAAUUAAAAGAUGGUGGAGACAAAAUUAGGGUUAUUGAAGAUAACAAAGAAGAAUAUAUAAGGUUGAUGACAGAGUGGAGAAUGACAAGGGGUAUAGAGGAUCAAACUAAAGCUUUUUUGGAAGGUUUUAAUUCAGUUGUGCCGUUAGAGUGGUUAAAAUAUUUUGAUGAACGGGAAUUAGAACUUAUACUAUGUGGAAUGCAAGAAAUAGACGUGGAGGAUUGGCAACGUAAUACAAUUUACAGACAUUAUACACGCAACAGUAAACAAAUCUUAUGGUUUUGGCUGUUUGUAACCAGAACGGAUAGCGAAAAACGAGCUCGCCUUUUACAAUUCGUAACGGGCACUUGUCGUGUACCUGUUGGAGGAUUUGCAGAAUUAAUGGGGAGUAAUGGACCUCAAAGAUUUUGCAUAGAAAAAGUAGGAAAAGACACAUGGUUACCGAGAUCACAUACAUGCUUCAAUAGAUUGGAUUUGCCACCAUAUAAGAGCUAUGAACAGUUUGUAGAAAAGUUGAAUUAUGCAAUUGAAGAGACAGAAGGUUUUGGUCAAGAAUAA
Molecule: messenger RNA, 3290 nt
Organism: Dufourea novaeangliae
Lineage: Eukaryota; Metazoa; Arthropoda; Insecta; Hymenoptera; Halictidae
Gene: Su(dx)
Product: E3 ubiquitin-protein ligase Su(dx)-like
Exons: 11
Coding region: 21-3290 (1089 amino acids)
Molecular function (GO): protein binding; ubiquitin-protein transferase activity
Source: RefSeq, a predicted model, not a curated record